AUGGCUACCCAGGGGAAACUCGACGCCGCACAGGCGUCCGACAUCGCUCAACUCUGGCAACGAGCAGUCGAGGACUAUGAGAAAAGGACCAAGAAGUCUCUCCACCUGGCCCAGUUCAGCGACAUCGACCAAAUAAUGAAGGGCACGGAAGGCUUGUCGAACGAGUUUAAGGAUUUCCGGCAUGACCGAUCGAAAAUAGACAAUGUGCGGACUGCAUUGAAGAAUAAUUUAUGGCUGAUUCAGAAGGUCGUUAAUACGAUCGAGGUGGUUGGGAAUGCUGCAUCGGUAUGUUCUCUUACAUGGAAUUAUAAUAGCGUGUAUGCUGUUGAUGUUGAUGCUGUUGAUAUUAAUGCGGAUGAUAUUGAUGCUGUUAAUAUUGAUGCUGAUGCUGAUGAUGGUUAA
Messenger RNA from Penicillium canescens, 402 nucleotides. RefSeq lists its product as uncharacterized. NCBI's taxonomy places the organism in Eukaryota, Fungi, Ascomycota, Eurotiomycetes, Eurotiales, Aspergillaceae. The record is from RefSeq and is a predicted model, not a curated record. Bases 1 to 402 code for a protein of 133 amino acids. The transcript has a single exon.